CACCCACCCUGGCUUGUAACCUCCCCUUUCUUUCUUAUCCUGGGUGAACAAUGCUCAGCUAAAGUGACUGCCCCACUGUCACUGCCUCUCAGUUUGGUACUCUGUAACUCUGUGACCACCAAGAAGUCUUUUUUCACCCCCUCCCAAGCUCUUUUUGGAAAAUUCCCUAGGGAGGAGCUGCAUUUUAAGCCUAUUUAUUUCAUAGGAAGAAACAGAAAGGCAGCAUGUCAGCUGAAACACCAGUCACUCUGAAUAUUGAUCCCCAGGAUCUGCAGGUCCAAACAUUCACCGUAGAGAAGCUGCUGGAGCCUCUUAUAAUCCAGGUUACCACACUUGUAAACUGUCCCCAGAACCCUUCCAACAGGAAAAAAGGACGUUCGAAAAGAGCCAGUGUUCUUCUAGCUUCUGUGGAGGAAGCAACUUGGAAUUUAUUAGACAAGGGAGAGAAGAUUGCCCAGGAAGCGACAGUUCUAAAGGAUGAGCUUACUGCUUCACUUGAGGAAGUUCGCAAAGAAAGUGAAGCUCUGAAAGUAUCAGCUGAGAGAUUCACAGAUGACCCCUGUUUUCUCCCAAAAAGGGAGGCUGUGGUUCAAGCCGCCCGUGCCUUGCUGGCUGCAGUGACAAGACUCCUUAUUCUUGCGGACAUGAUUGAUGUCAUGUGCCUCUUGCAGCACGUGUCAGCUUUUCAAAGGACAUUUGAGUCUCUCAAAAAUGUUGCCAACAAAUCUGACCUCCAGAAAACCUACCAGAAGCUUGGGAAGGAGUUGGAAAAUUUGGAUUAUUUAGCCUUCAAACGUCAGCAGGACUUAAAAUCUCCAAACCAGAGGGAUGAAAUUGCAGGAGCUCGAGCCUCAUUGAAGGAGAACUCUCCCCUCUUGCAUUCAAUUUGUUCAGCUUGUUUGGAGCAUUCUGAUGUUGCUUCCCUCAAAGCAAGCAAGGACACAGUUUGUGAAGAAAUUCAGAAUGCUCUCAAUGUAAUUUCAAAUGCUUCACAAGGCAUCCAGAAUAUGACAGCCCUACCAGAACCUCAGGCAGCAACCCUGGGAAGUGCCCUUGAUGAGCUGGAGAGUUUAAUUGUCCUGAAUCCACUCACAGUGACUGAGGAGGAAAUAAGACCAUCACUAGAGAAACGGCUUGAAACCAUUAUCAGUGGGGCUGCUCUGCUGGCAGACUCUUCAUGCACGAGGGACUUCCACCGGGAGCGGAUUAUCGCUGAAUGCAAUGCCAUUCGCCAGGCUCUUCAGGAUCUGCUUUCGGAGUACAUGAACAAUACUGGAAAAAAAGAAAGGAGUAAUACCCUGAAUGCUGCUUUAGACAACAUGUGUAAGAAGACAAGGGACCUUCGCAGACAGCUCCGCAAGGCUAUUAUAGAUCAUGUGUCAGACUCUUUCUUGGAUACGACAGUCCCACUUUUGGUUCUCAUUGAAGCUGCUAAGAAUGGCCGGGAAAAGGAAAUAAAAGAAUAUGCUGCGAUAUUUCAUGAACACACCAGCAGGCUUGUAGAGGUGGCAAAUCUUGCUUGUUCCAUGUCGACAAAUGAAGAUGGAAUUAAAAUUGUCAAAAUUGCAGCCAGUCAUUUGGAAACCUUAUGUCCACAGAUUAUUAAUGCUGCACUUGCUUUGGCUGCAAGACCUAAAAGUCAAGUGGUCAAAAACACCAUGGAAAUGUACAAACGUACAUGGGAGAAUCAUAUACAUGUCCUCACUGAAGCUGUAGAUGACAUUACAAGCAUCGAUGACUUCCUUGCUGUGUCUGAAAGCCAUAUCCUGGAAGAUGUCAACAAGUGUAUCAUAGCCUUAAGAGACCAGGAUGCUGAUAAUUUAGACCGUGCUGCGGGUGCUAUCAGAGGCCGGGCAGCAAGAGUUGCUCACAUCGUCACGGGUGAAAUGGACAGUUACGAGCCCGGGGCUUACACUGAAGGUGUAAUGAGAAAUGUGAACUUCCUUACAAGUACUGUAAUUCCUGAAUUUGUUACGCAAGUGAAUGUUGCCUUGGAAGCCUUAAGCAAGAACUCGUUGAAUGUGUUGGAUGAUAAUCAAUUUGUGGACAUCUCAAAGAAAAUCUAUGAUACGAUUCAUGAUAUCAGAUGUUCAGUCAUGAUGAUUCGGACCCCAGAGGAACUGGAGGAUGUUUCUGACCUUGAAGAGGAUCAUGAGGUUCGCAGUCACACCAGUAUUCAGACAGAAGGGAAAACUGACAGGGCUAAAAUGACUCAACUGCCUGAGGCAGAAAAGGAAAAGAUUGCUGAGCAAGUUGCUGAUUUCAAGAAAGUAAAGAGUAAGCUGGACGCUGAGAUUGAGAUAUGGGAUGAUACAAGCAACGACAUCAUUGUUCUGGCCAAGAACAUGUGUAUGAUCAUGAUGGAGAUGACAGACUUCACCAGGGGCAAAGGACCACUAAAGCAUACAACUGAUGUGAUCUAUGCAGCAAAAAUGAUAUCAGAAUCAGGAUCAAGGAUGGAUGUCCUUGCUCGGCAGAUUGCUAAUCAGUGCCCAGAUCCAUCUUGCAAACAGGACCUGUUGGCCUACCUGGAACAGAUUAAGUUCUACUCCCACCAGCUGAAAAUCUGCAGUCAAGUUAAAGCUGAGAUCCAGAACCUGGGAGGAGAGCUCAUCAUGUCAGCUUUGGACAGUGUCACCUCCCUGAUCCAAGCAGCUAAAAAUUUAAUGAAUGCUGUGGUGCAAACAGUGAAAAUGUCUUACAUUGCCUCAACGAAGAUCAUCCGAAUCCAGAGUCCUGCCGGGCCCCGGCACCCAGUUGUGAUGUGGAGAAUGAAGGCUCCUGCAAAAAAACCCUUGAUUAAAAGAGAGAAGCCAGAGGAAACAUGUGCAGCUGUCAGACGAGGCUCAGCAAAGAAAAAAAUCCAUCCAGUGCAAGUCAUGAGUGAAUUUAGAGGAAGACAAGUCUACUGAAACCACUAUUCUACAUAUAGUGCCUAUAUGACAAAAUCCUGGCUAACCACACUGCUUUAUUUUACACUUGAUAAGUUCUGUAAUUUCACUAAAUUUUGGUGUUUAACUCACAAAUAACAUAAAAUGUUGGGAGCUAAAUCAACAUAAGCAAUAUAUAUUUGGGAUCAUGUCAUUGUCAUUUCUGUAUGGUCACCACCUAAUAAUGAAUAUUUGUUUGUUGAAUGAAUGAAAUUAUCACAUAUCAUUCAGCCUUUCCCAUCAUAGAGAUUAUCUACUAUUCAUUACCAAAUAAACACAGGAGAUGCAAGAGAGUCCUGUUUAUCUGUAAUACUUCAAGUACAUUUACCAUUCACAUUUUGAAUUAAAACACUAACAUGAGCUCCUGACUUGGUUUUUUAAUAGAAGCAAAAGACUUUUAUGAAAUAUUUUCCCAUUUAAUCAUCUCCAUACUUUCUUUACCUGAUCUAACCUGGCACCUAACCUGGCAGAAAUGUAUGAUUCCUUCAUAAAUUUCUUCCAUGAAUCAUACAGAAUCUGUUUUUUUGUUUUUUGUUUGUUUUUUUUGCUAAAAAAACCUUUUAAUCUCCAGAUAUCUGUACUCAUUGUCAACUCAUUAAGCUAACAUCCAUUAUAAAGUAAUCAAAUUAGAAUAGUCAGGCUACUUGCUGGAUUUUGACGGUCAACCUUGGUUAUUAAUGAAAUGCUUUAUUAACAUUAUGAAGGUUACAAUGAGUUCUGACGCCACAUAGGCACCUUUAGGGUUUCCACUGUGUUAGAGAGUUCUGCACUUUUGAGUGUUAGAUCUAUCAGAAUAUGCAUGUGCAAGAAGAGUUAUCACCCACUGGGGAAAUGAGACACCAAACUGUAUCCCAGUGCGAGUAAUACUGAUAACAAUAGAAGUGCAAGUUCUAUAAGACUCUAUUUUUACAAAUGUAAAAAUACAUUUUUAUCAGCUUGCAAUUGUAAUUAAAAGGAAAAUCCAAGUUUGAAAGCCUUUUGGCACUGAGUAAAAUAUAACCUCAUGAAUUGUACCAUUGAACUAUGAAGCAAAGUUAAUGGCAAUGAAGCUGGAGUAAUUUUAAUAACACUCUUAAAUAAAAGUCACUGGGGUCAUUCUAUAACUCAGUCACUGUGUUCACUCCUAGUUGAGUUCAUAAUGGACUUCAUAAUAGUUUUAGAGUAGAGUGUACCUCUCUCAUUCUCUCUCUCUACCCCCCCAGAUCCCACCCCUCUUUCUUUCACAAAGUGCCCUUAAUAGAAACUCCGUGGAGGCAAGUUUUGUUUUCAUGUUUUCUCAUUCUUAAAGUUCUGAUUCACAGAUUUUUAAAAAAAUGUUUCUAUUCUACAUUAUCAUAAUAUUAUAUUGUAACUUUUUGCUUGUAAAACAUUCCCAUUGCAAUGAGAGUUGUCUCAACAACAAUGUAGCCUUAGAUAGAUGAGAAAAAAAUUUACACAUACAAUACCAGUUGCUAUUAGGAGGACCAGUUUGGGUAAAAGGAUGCAUGAAACAUAUGAAAGCAUAAAUAUUCAGAGUAGGACAUGUGCAGAAUCUUAAGCAUAAUUGUACGGGAAAAGAAGGAUCUAUUUAAUAGGUUAUUAUUACACAGGGAAUGUUACAUUUCUUGUAAUGAAUUAUUUCAGUUUUCCAAGUAGCUGGAUUGCCUGAGCUCAGUGUAAAACUUCCCGGGAGGUGAAGGCAAUAAACUCCUCCCUGUUUUACACUAUAGACUGUCCUACAAUUACUAUUUCGAACAGAAUCCACUCUCCAAAAGAAAAGGCAGUGAAGAAGGGAAUUAGGGAAUUCAGAUGAUUCUGUUUUUCAGAACUAUCUAGAUUAUUGAGGCAAAUAGAGACUUUUAUUGAAAUAUUCCUAUCAUUUUCUGAUUUAAGUGUAGAUGUUACAAGAAUGACAGCUAUGGUACAUCAUUCUUCCAGAUAGAAGUAUAAAUUUAUAAUUUAGUGGAUAAAUGAAUUUUAUUUUAAUCACCGAACUACCAGCUGUAUGGAAUUUUUUUUUUAAUCACCAAACUACCAACUGUGUAUCUUAGCUCCCAGAGCCACAUGCCCAAGAAUUAUAAGCAUCUCAUUUAGAAAAUCUAAUGUUCACUUGACCAGACAUCAUCAUUCCACAUGUUGGAGUUUAGAACAUGCAGUACUGGACACCAAAAGAACAGAAAUAACUUGAAAUUAUACAGUAACUGGGCCAGGCACAGUUUCUCAUGCCUGUAAAUCCCAGCAGUUUGGCAGGCUGAGUUGGGCAGAGCAUGAGGUCAGGAGUUUGAGCCCUAACAAUUACCAAAUAGCCACCAUCUCUUUGAUAAAAAUGAUUUUGUAGCUAAAGUGAGAUAUGAACAAGUUCUCCUCUUUAACAAAGGCAGAUUUUUAGCUUAGUUCAAAGCAAACUAUAAUUAAACAAAAUAAUAAAAAUUUUAACUCAAUGAAUGUUCCAGGAGUUAAUCUGCUGUAGUAAUCAAUGGUGCCAUGAAAACAAAAUGCAUAGAGCUGAAAAAGGCAUCUGUGUACCUAAGUGAAUUCCUGCAGUACGCAGCAUUUCAAAAUUUAGUUUGAUUCAAACCUACUGAUAAAAAUAAAUGUUUAAAUGCAAGACAAACUAGCAGCAAGAUAUUAAUAAAUCUAUUAUGUGGUUAAUCAAUAAGCAUGACACAUUUGUAUUUAGAUAUUUCUUCUGAAGAGGAAUGCCAGAAAUUUCUUAAUGAGAGUGAUAAUUUAGUGAUCCAUCUAUGUACCUUUUGAUAUCACAUCAGAGACUGGUGCUUCCUCUGAUAAUACAUUUGCUUGAUCCUGCUAAUAAGAACUUACCUUUCUUUUUUAAUCAAAUCCAUUUAUGUUGGGGAAAACAUUCCUUGAGAGGGAGGAGCAGGUGGAUAUGAUCCAUAAGUGCAUUUCCAUCCCUGGUUCUCCAACAGCACCCCGCCAAAUGUUAGACUGAAAUUAGAAUGAAAAUUUUAAAAAUAUUUAUGAAAUAAUAAUCCACUAAAGGGUCUUCUCCUAAUUAAAGAAAUCCGAAGAUUUUUAUCAAAUAUAAAAAAGUGAGAAAUAGAAAUCAUUCCCUUUCAUUUAUCACAAAAUUAUUGGAGUACAAUGUUUCUUUCAAGUGAGUUUCUGGAUAGUUCUUGGGUGAGUCAAGAAAAAACUCAAACACUAAAUUUCUAAGCUAAUUUGUUCAUUGUUUAUGUUUAUUAUAUGAGUGCAAACUACAAAUGUAUUAAAAAAAACAAUAUAGUUUUCAAAUUCACAAGUGUGCCUUCUGGCCUUUGAAAUCUCUUAACAUAAGAUCAAUAUAACAUAUUUGUUCCCCAUAAGAACCUCUUACAUACAGGGAAUAAGGGCCUCCAAGCUACACAGAGACAACCAUUCUUGCAGUCUGGCACUCUUGACACCUUUACCUGCAAAGACCAUCAGUUUUCAAUUUCAAGCUGAAAUUGUGAAUUUACAAUUAAGUGCUCAGUUUGGACCUUCAAACCAAAUAAUUAAUGCUCCUCAAAUUAAAUAAUGAGUGGCUAAAACACCUAACGUGUAACAACAGGGUAAGUGACUUCAAGGGCUUCCUAAGCCUUCACUUUGAGGGUGGUCUUCUCAUUUCACCCACCACUGGGCAAGGUAUCCUCUGGUAACUGCUAACAAUUUCCCACUAAAAUAGUUCAAUUGGGACUGCCCAUCACAGCAAAUUACUCCAGUUAAUGCCCUUUCCUCUUCGUCGGUGCACCAAAAAUAUCUCUCUCCCAUCUCUCAUCUCUAUCCCAGUUAUUAUUGACUAAUAUAUUUUUUAGUGUUUUAGUCAAAAUUAUGCAUUUUAAUUUCCAGCAGCAUUAUUCCUUUAGUCUUUCUAUUUUCCAAAAACAUUCUUAAUUUUUUUUGAUGUCAAAUGUACAUUUCUGUCCUAGAGAUUGGGAUUCUCAUGGCUACAGAUUUCUGUAUAGUGGCAGAACGAGUGGAAUAGGAUCUGAGACUUUUCCUAGUGAUAUCAACCAUUCUCUUAUGAACUCACUGCAGAAAGGACAGCCUCUUUUAGUUUCAUUGUAAGUAAUUCUCUAGGUUGGCGAAGUAGGCACCAGAAUCUCAAUUUGAAUGAAGUCUGUGCUUUCUUUUGUUGGCCUAUUUUUUGCAAAGACAACUUGCCUAUUAUAUAUUUAGGAAUCAAAUAUUCAUCUUUUCUGUAUGUAAAGUCAGAAAUAUUUUAGUUAAAAAUAACACAAUUGUUAUAUUAUUUUAAUAAUUUUUAAGUAAAGUAGGAAAAUUUCUGUCACCUGAGAUGUUACUGUUUUUAUUAUAUGUCACAUACCAGGAAAGAACACUUAUUUAGAUGAAAAUUUCAGUUCUUUCUUUAUAACUCUUCCCACACCAUUAUGAUAUGUUUACUGUUAGUAUAUUCCAUUUUACCACCAAACAAAUAAGCCAGGACUAAUACCAAUAGCAGCUUGAGAGUUUAUAUUUGGGCAUUUUGGUUCUAAUUAGGAAAGAAAACGUGGAUGCUAUUAAAACUAGUUGCAACUAAAAAUGUUUUGAAAUGAGGCUACUAACACUAUCUUAGACAUCUCAAAGAGAAAGAAAGACUAAUUAAAAAUACUUUUUUGCCAUUUUUAACUGAUUCACAUGACAAAGAACAUAUCUUCUAUUAAAGCAAAAUAAAGAAUAGUUUAAAACACUAAUCAACUUGCAUGUGAAUAUUUUCCCCCUAACAGACAAGACAGAAUCCAUUUCUGGACACUCUAAAAGAAAAUAAUGUUAAUGGAGAGAACUCUUUCCAAAUGGAACUCAAUCUGACCAGAAUCCCAUCUGCAGGCAAUAGAUUGGCUGUGGGGCUGACCUUAAGUUUUAUCCUGAGAUGAGAUGCUUCGUGACUGCUGGCUGCAUUAUGGCAUCUAGCAGUCCCCACUGGUUUGUGGGAACGAAACAUAUGGAUUGGUACUCAAUAUGAGUUUGGUAAGUUGGACAAAAGUGGAGACAAUACCGAGUAGUCUAAAGGGACAACAAAUAAGAACGUGCCAGAGGUAGGGAAGGGUAAGAGAGGGGUAGAUGCAGAAGCAGUUAGUUUUCAUAGACAGAAGAGGGAAGAGUUUUUUGGUUCUAUGAAGAUUAGGCAGCCCUCCUGAGGAAAAUAUUAAGGAUAGAAUGAGACGCUUGUCUUGAUGGUUUGGUGGUUUAGUGAAGUCAUGUUGAAGGCAAAAGAAUGAACUACACAAACUUUGAGCAUGAUUUAGUGAUACUGUUUGUAUGUUGAGAAACAGAAAUUCAGCCACUCCCCUGAUUAAUGAUAGGUGAAAUUCUUCCCAACAUCAGAGCUAAUCUAGGUAAUCAGACAUUCAUAUAUUUAAUGACUAUUUGUUAAAUAACUAUGAUGGUCCAGGCGCUGUUCUAGGUUCUUAGGAUAUGCUGGAUAACAAAACAAAUAAUAACCCUUGCCCUCACGUGCCAGCUCGGUACUAAAUGCUAUCAUCUUAUUCAAUCCUCCAAAUAACCCUAUAGGAUAGACAUUCAUUCCAUAGAUAGAGAAACUGAGGCUUAAGCAGGAUGAGAAUCUUGCUCAGAGUCUCACUGGCUUUAAAAUAAAGUUUAUUGCACCCUGUGUUCUGAACUUUUAGCCACCACAAUAUCCAAAUUUCCUGCAAAUUUUAAUUGAAUUUGUCGGUUAAUAAUGAGAUACAUAUUUCAAAUGCUGGCUGGCCUUCUGUGUAAAAGCAAAAAAAAUAAACUUUAAAAAUAUAUCAAUAUAUAUCUUACAUCAUUCAAGACAGAUACAUGAUUAGCUGAAUAUUCUCACCGCUAAUAAUUGAGUGUAGAGUGUCAGGUAUGUGGGAAGUAAAUUAUUUAUGUGAUCUGAAAUAAGAGGGCAACCCUUGCCAAAUUACUUUUACUACAUCAGAGAAGAAAGUUUCAAUGGAAGUGUCUGUUUCAGCCCAUCUUCAGUGUUGGUUGGUUACUACCAUUUGUUGACACCAUUUCUUUCCUCUUUUACUGUUAACUAACGUGUGACUGUGUUUAAAAUUGUAGAUUGCAGGAGAGUGUUGGCCAAGGAUUACUGUAGUAGGAUAAAGUUUCCCUGUAUUUGAAACUGUAGCAAAUACAUCUUUCCUUCUUUAUGGUCAUAUAUGUGUAUAGUAUGUGCCUGAAUACAGGUAAACAUCAUCUUUUAACAUCACAUGGCCUUUUUAAGAGUCAACUGAAGGCUAGACUCUUCUUGCCCCAUGUUGCUGGAUAGUCUUUCAAAUCUCAAGCCUUGGAGAGUUAGAUGACUCUCUGAUAUUUCUUAUGGUGGAGCCACAUAAGAAAUACAUGCAUUCCUACUUUGAGCAAUGGAAUGUGUAUAUUUGGGAUCUUCACUUUUAUGUAUCUGGUAGUCAAGAUGGUGUUUAUUCCCAACUGUAGGAAAGGAAAGCCCUCAAGAAUAAAAUUCUCUUUCAAAAAGGCUCAGAUUUCUAACAAUUAUGUCUAAAAAUUUCUUCAAUAUAGAACUUGUACAAAAGCCAUUUAAUAUUAGCAGAGUAGUCCCUGUGUUUUCAUUUCAAAUGAGAUAUUUUCCAGUUCCAAAGUUUAUUUCCUUGGCAUUUUCAAGAACAAUGGUUAUUUUUAGUUCUGGUUAUUUGGUCUUGGAGGUCCUGCGACACUUCUUUAAACAUUUAAAGCCCCCUUUGAAUAGUUGUAUCAAUAGUUCAAAAGCCUGCAGAUCUCUUGUUUUUCUAUUCUGACAGCCAAACUUAUGCAGUCUCAGGCCAGCUUUAGGUAUGCCACAUCAAUUUCCCAUCUGUGUAAAUUACCUGAACCUCUUUGUGGUGUUCACUGAAAGUGGAGCUUCUACUGAGGGAUUUCUUUGACCUGGGCUUUUAACACCAGAUUUGUACGCGAUUAUUUAUCAAUAAAGCAAAGGAGUAAGUCAGAGAUGUUAGUCCCUGCUCUCAAACAGAACUUUCCUCCUUCCUGAAUAUUUAAACAUAAAAUUUUAAACUACUAUAAAAAUCGUGUUCCGUUGCUUGCCAAAUCUUAUGCCAUUAUAAUGCUCUAUUCUUAUAUGUUAGCAUAUAUUGUGUCCAUGGGGAUAUAAAUAUGAGAACUUAAGCAACUGUCUUGCAGGGUUAAGCUGUGCUAUUUGUUGAUUUUGCAAAUUUUUCUCAUGUGGUACAGUCUCUCCAAAGAAAAUUUCCUUAGAUCUAAAUGACAGCAUAAUGGUUUCUCCUCCAUAUCCGUGACUAACAAGUCCCUGAAAGCAGAAGUAGACAUAUGUUAUGCCCAAUUUAGUACCUAAUAAUUGAGGCUUAAAACAAAAUUUUCUUGGGCAAGUUGGGUGAUUAAAUAUGAAUUAAAACUUCCAGAGAAAGAUUUCCAGAUGCCCCUGUUUUCCAUUUUGAUUAUGGUUUUAGUUUCAUAGCAACUUGGGGAAAAAAUUCGCUUACUUCAUAUACUAUUACAAGCAACAACUUUGACAGCUUAAACUUAGUGACCUCUCUGAAGGUAAUAUGCACAUUAUAAUUUAGGAUAAAAGCAGAUUUAAACUAAGACUUUCUGAGAUGAAAUAAAAGUAAGCGAUUCAUAACAGUCAUGUUUAUGACUGCAGCAAUAUCUUGGGAGCUUAAGUUUAGUGGCACUUGAGGUACUUCUAAGCAUCUUACUUGUACAUUUCACCCUGCUCUGCAGAGACGGAAUGUGAUUGAAUGAACUGCCCAUUAUAUUAAUGACCAGUUCAAAGCAGUUUUGUGCUUUGGCUAUAGAUAAAAUUUGGCAAAAACACUGUAGGUCUUUCUGAUCCAGAUUUAUUCUUAAGGUAUUUUCGCCAAUCAAUAAAAAUGAAUUAUUUACCCAGAAAUCGAAACAGCUCUUUAUUAUCCUAUGACAUUGACAUAGAAGCCCAAGUACUCCUUGAUUGAAAUCCUGCAUGUUUUUGUGUUUAACUGAAUUAAUAAUUUUUUUAAUUGUGCUCUUGAUUGCAUUAUUUCACAUAUGUAACAGUGGGUUUGUUUUGGUUAUAUAGUAUUAUUUUACUUUAUUCUAAUUUCAACUGUCACUCUGUAGCUCAUUAAGAAUUUGUUCAACUGAUAAUUAAACCAUCUGUGUUAAAGCAAUAAAAAUGAAAAGAUUGGCUAUGCA
Molecule: messenger RNA, 11012 nt
Organism: Sapajus apella (tufted capuchin)
Lineage: Eukaryota; Metazoa; Chordata; Mammalia; Primates; Cebidae
Gene: CTNNA3
Product: catenin alpha 3
Exons: 18
Coding region: 225-2912 (895 amino acids)
Biological process (GO): cell-cell adhesion; cell migration
Cellular component (GO): fascia adherens; adherens junction
Molecular function (GO): beta-catenin binding; actin filament binding; cadherin binding
Source: RefSeq, a predicted model, not a curated record